Molecule: messenger RNA, 546 nt
Organism: Dryobates pubescens (Downy woodpecker)
Lineage: Eukaryota; Metazoa; Chordata; Aves; Piciformes; Picidae
Product: cystatin-like
Exons: 3
Coding region: 39-464 (141 amino acids)
Molecular function (GO): cysteine-type endopeptidase inhibitor activity
Source: RefSeq, a predicted model, not a curated record
AGCGUCGGCGUCGGGGAGCGCUGCUCUCAGACUGCGCCAUGGCAGGGGUUAGAGCUUGUCUGACGCUGCUGGCCGUGGCCUUGGUGUGCGCUGCCACCGUGCAGGGCAGCGAGUACCGCCCGCACAUGGUGGGGGCCCCCGAGACCAUCAGGGACGGCGACAACGAUGAGGGCCUGCAGCAGGCCCUGCGCUUCGCCAUGGAGGAGUACAACAAGGCCAGCAACGACAUGUACUCCAGCAGGGUGGUGCGGAUCAUCAGCGCCAAGAGGCAGGUUGUGGCUGGAAUCAAGUACAUCAUGGAAGUGGAGAUUGCCAGGACAACCUGUGAAAAGCCAGCAGCUGAUCUGCAGGACUGCGCUUUCCCUGACUCACCCCAGCUGGCCAAGCACACUGUCUGCAAGUUUGUAGUGUACACUGUUCCUUGGCUGAAGAAAACUGAACUGCUGAAGAGGGAGUGCCAGUAAGCCUGCCUUGGCUCCAGCAAAGACCAGCAAGCAGCUGCUCAGAUUUGAAAGGGAUUAAAGAAAAAAGAAUAAAAGAAGGAAA